Messenger RNA from Pelodiscus sinensis (Chinese soft-shelled turtle), 2813 nucleotides. The record is from RefSeq and is a predicted model, not a curated record. Lineage: Eukaryota; Metazoa; Chordata; Testudines; Trionychidae.
GACUAGUAUAUCUGUGAUCUUUCAAAGUUGCAAAAACCGAGCAGAGCCUGAGAAGUCUGUGUUUGAGAACAGCAACAGUUUAGAAGACUGUACCUGGUUUUCUGGGACCCAAGCCUGGUGGAAAAAACAAGCAUGAAGCUGAUGCCAGGACAGGAAAAACCCAGGAAUACAAGAGAGACAGAAUUCUGAUCUUUCCUGAAAGAAGCCCUAGAGUUGUGUCAAUGCUCAUUCUUCAGUAUGUUUAAGGGUUUUUUCUUUCCAUUUCCAGUGCAUAUAUGCAUACUUUCAAGGAAUGAGAACUGAUGACUCUGAAGCUGGUGAAGUGAGUUUGAAAUCAUGAAUAUAAAGAAACUUUGAGCCAAGUGAAGCCCUGAUGUUGUGUGAAAUGCUGUUAAGAAAACUUUGUUUCCGUCAAAUCUUACGCUCCAAGUUACUCCUCAUUCUAGUUUUCACUUUAGCAACCAUUUUUGUUCUAAAUAAUAAUCAAAAGCCAGACUUCUUGAAUCACAAACAUCUAGAGCUGACUGAUGAAGAUCCCACCAGUAAUAUUAACUGCUCUAAGAUACUGCAGGGCGAUAUAGAGGAAAUUCAAAACGUAAAGCUUGAGAUGUUAACGGUGUCAUUUAAGAAACGCCCUAAGCUAACAGCAAGUGAUUAUAUUAAUAUGACAAUGGAUUGUGCCUCUUUUACCAAAAUGCGGAAGUAUAUUAUGGAACCUCUCAGUAAAGAGGAAGCUGAAUUUCCAAUUGCCUAUUCAAUAGUCAUAUAUCACAAAAUAGACAUGCUUGAUAGACUUCUAAGAUCAAUCUAUGCACCUCAGAAUUAUUACUGCAUUCAUGUUGACAAAAAGUCUCCAGAAUCUUUUCUGGCUGCAGUUAAGGGAAUUGUGUCCUGUUUCAGUAAUGUCUUUAUUGCCAGCCAAUUGGAAAGUGUAGUGUAUGCUUCAUGGAGCAGGGUACAGGCCGACCUCAACUGCAUGAAAGAUCUCUACAGAAGAAGUAUGAACUGGAAAUAUUUGAUAAAUUUAUGUGGUAUGGACUUUCCCAUUAAGACCAACCAGGAAAUUGUGGAGAAAUUGAAAGCCCUAAAGGGUGAAAACAGCUUAGAAACUGAGAAAAUGCCUUCCAGCAAAGAAAUACGAUGGAAAAAACACUAUGAAAUUGUUGAUGGUAAACUAAAGAACAUGGGAAUAGACAAACAACCUCCACCUCUCAGUACACCUGUUUUCUCUGGCAGUGCCUAUUUUGUUGCUAGUAGGAGAUUUGUAGAGUAUGUGCUAGAAAACAGCAAAAUCCUUGAGUUUAUUGAAUGGGCUAAAGAUACAUAUAGCCCCGAUGAAUACUUGUGGGCUACUAUUCAAAGAAUCCCUGAAGUUCCAGGGGCCGUUUCUUCCAGUGACAAGUAUGAUAUUUCUGACAUGAAUGCUCUUGCGAGGUUUGUGAAGUGGCAUUAUUUUGAGGGGGAUGUGUCAAAAGGUGCCCCCUAUCCUCCGUGCAAUGGAAUUCAUGUGCGUUCUGUGUGUGUAUUUGGAGUGGGAGACUUGAACUGGAUGUUACAGAAACACCACUUAUUUGCUAACAAAUUUGAUACUGAUGUUGACCCCUUUGCAAUUCAGUGCUUGGAAGAAUAUUUGAGACACAAAGCUUUGCACCAACACAAAAAUUAAAAUGCCUUUUUGUUUUGGCACAACUGCCUCAUCUUGAUAAAACUGUUGUGUAGAUAAAAUAAUUAUAUAGUGGCAAUAUAUGUGUGUUUCACCUUACUCGUUGCCUUGGUAUGAGCGUCAAACUUCAUGUGGGUAUACAUGAGAUGUUCAGUCUCACCUGACCACUUAACACACCAAUUUCCAUACCUCAUACCCUAUUAUUGGAAGCAGUCCAAAGAGCAUAAUUGGAGAGAGCUACUCCAGCAAGUCCAGCUAUUCUUGUGUAACAUUUCAUUAGCCUUUCAGGUUCCUUUUUUUUGGUUCUCUGCUACUGUUUAAUCCACAGACUUAAAAACAGAACUCCCUGAUCUUAUCUAUUACUCAAUCCUUUUUCAUAAUCAGGGCUCAACAAAUUAUAGAAUCUACUCGCCCACGGUGAGUAGAUUAUAACCCGGAAGAGCCGGGUUCCGGUGACCUGCGCAUGCGCAGAACGAUCUGCGCAUGCGAAGGUCGCCAGACAGCGUGGCUGGCGAGCAGGGCUCGCUGCGGUUCGGCGAGCCCUGUGCAUAAUCAUCCCCAGUUGGGCAAGGGGUAGAGGAGAAGCUAGACUGUGCAAAUAUGUUGAUGCAAAAUAAUCUCAGGGAAUACAUAUUAGGGAUUCUUUAAAAGGUAACACAGGGGAAUUGAGCAAUAUGCCAAAGCAAAGACUGAAUCCUCUCUUCAGAAAACUUUAAACUUUAAGUUGACAUCUUCACCAACCAGCUAUAAGGUCAUCUUCCAGUAAUGUUUUGUGUGAGUGUUCUAGUUUGUGAAAACUAUUUUAAAGUUUAACAGUUACAUUUUAAUUUUGGAAUAAAAAUUAUAGCUCUAAUCUGUAAUGUCCAUCUUCUCAGGGAAAUUUAUUAUUCUGUGCCUGUUAGAAUAUAAGUGCUGAUAUCAAAUUUAUUUUUUAUGCAUUGUCACUUUUUCUACACUUGUAAUUUUUUUUUUUUUUUUUAGUCUAGUCUAUGAAGAUUGAGAUUAUUUUAUGUUGCAACUCUGGCAUAGCAGAGCUUCGGGUCUUAACUUUCUGAAGGAGUGAACAUACAUCUAGUCUGCCCAAUUGUAUCCCAGAACAUUUAAAUACUUACUGAAUAUCCAGAAAAAUAAAUUAUUUUUCUAAGUGAAA